This is a messenger RNA of Agrilus planipennis (emerald ash borer), 989 nucleotides long. Its product is annotated as calmodulin-lysine N-methyltransferase. Lineage: Eukaryota; Metazoa; Arthropoda; Insecta; Coleoptera; Buprestidae. Bases 230 to 889 code for a protein of 219 amino acids. The transcript has 5 exons. Gene Ontology annotation, cellular component: cytoplasm. Gene Ontology annotation, molecular function: calmodulin-lysine N-methyltransferase activity. The record is from RefSeq and is a predicted model, not a curated record.
ACAAAACAUUAAUUGUAGUAUGAAAGUCGUUAUAAUGGGUCAAUUAAACCUGUGUAUAAUAACGACAAAGUGAUGUUUUAAGUUCGCUGUUAUAUUUAGAUCGUAGUUUAUUACCCAAUUUAUUUGUUAACCGGACGUAUAAGUCGUUAGUUUGAGUCCCCCAUUCUUUAAAAGCAUGAAGGAAAUAUCUUUGAACCUGCUUUUUAUUGGGAUACUUUUUUGCUAAUAUAUGGACCAAAGUAAUGCAAAAUACGGUUUACACCCAAACGGCAGUAUUGAUUUAGACCAAGUGUUAAAUUCUAAAAAUGAAAGAAAAACUGCAGCCAGAAGACGAUGGGCCAUCUUAGCCAGGGCUCUAAAGAGUCCAACUGGCAGUGAACCAUCCAGUCCAACUGAUGAAUUCUCUGUCCGUCGGAUAUCUUCCUUCAUGCUUUUAACCACACAACAGUUGCCAAAUAUUCCCUUUGAUGUGAAUGAAAGAAUGGAUGAUUAUGUCUUAGAGCAGGCAAAAAAGCGAUCGUGGUACAAAUAUUCCAUGCACAUUAACAAUAUCGAGUACUUUUUGGUUAUUGGACAUCGUAACAGAACAUUCUCAGCUGAAGACCUCAUGGGCUUCAACAACACAGGAAAUAUUUGUAUUUGGCCAUCUGAGGAGACCCUUUGCUAUUAUAUUGGAUCAAAUUUUGAUUUAUUUGAAGGGCUGACUAUUGGAAAUCACAAUCGAGAAAAUAUUGCGACUUUUGUAAAUGUUGGAUUGCUGACAACAAACCGAGCGUCGAAUUUCAUGAGAAAGGCAGACGACACAAGAACAAUGUUGCAAAAAGGAUCAAUACGAUUCAGAGGAAUGCCAGAAAGGAGGAACGGGAAUCCCAGAAGACGGAUCAGAUGAUGAAGCAGAUGGAAUCUGCGGCUUUGGCGGCUUAUCGAAAAGAUGUUGAAAAUAGUGCAGAUUUUUCUUCGGUAGCAUUGAAAGAAAAAUUGAAACAGGA